Messenger RNA from Toxorhynchites rutilus septentrionalis, 2920 nucleotides. Its product is annotated as membrane-bound alkaline phosphatase-like. The transcript has 3 exons. The record is from RefSeq and is a predicted model, not a curated record. The coding region runs from base 36 to 1619 and encodes 527 amino acids. Gene Ontology annotation, biological process: dephosphorylation. Lineage: Eukaryota; Metazoa; Arthropoda; Insecta; Diptera; Culicidae. Gene Ontology annotation, molecular function: alkaline phosphatase activity.
CAGUCAAUAGCUUGGUCAACGCUCACAGCGCGAGCAUGAGGUCCCCAACGCUUUUUAUAUUGUUACCGGCAGUGAUUUCAAUCGCAAUCGCUGUGCCAUUGAACGAAGUGUCUGAUUCGGAUGAAGAUAAUUACCAUCCGAGGUUCCCGGAGGACGAUUGCGUGCCGACAAAUUCUCGCAAUGCGCAGCUCGAACAAACCAUCAACUAUUGGCGGAAUAACGCGAAGGCAACUCUCGAGAAACUGGUUGAUCGCAAAGAAAAUCGAAACGUUGCCAAAAAUGUGAUACUAUUCAUGGGCGAUGGGAUGUCCAUUUCGACGGUUGCGAUGGCGCGCGUCUACGCUGGUGGUGAGGAGAAGCAGCUUUCCUUCGAUCACUUCCCGUACAUCGGGAUGUCGAAGACCUACUGCGUGGACUAUCAGGUUCCCGACUCGGCUUGUACCUCAACGGCGUAUUUGACCGGUGUGAAGGGUAACUACGAUACCAUUGGAGUGAACGCACAGGUACCGGCUCUGAAUUGUACGGCACAGUUGGACAAGAGCACCCAUACCCAUUCGAUCGCAGUGUGGGCAAUGGAUGCUGGCAAGGACGCCGGGCUGGUUACGACAACUCGUGUUACGCAUGCUUCCCCUGCUGGAGUGUACGCUCAUACGGCGUAUCGGGAUUGGGAGAGUGAUUACUGGAUUAAGAGGGAUGGAUGCGAUCCGAAAGUGUUGGAUGACAUUGCGCUGCAACUGGUACAUGGUGAAACUGGAAGUCGUUUGAAGGUCAUGCUGGGGGGAGGGCGCCGGGAAUUUUUAGGUGACCAUCCAGACCCCGAAUACGGGGACCGAGGGCUCAGAGAGGAUAACAGAAAUUUAAUAGAAGAGUGGUUGAGCUUAGGUGGUGGCAGAGAAAAUCGAACCUUCGUCUGGAACAAGCAAGAUUUACUGGCGCUGGAUCCGUUGAAAACGGAUAAAUUACUGGGUAUGUUCGAGCCAGCCCAUUGCGCAUAUAACUUGGAUCGCGUGCAUAAAAAUAUGGAAAGGGAACCAACUUUGGCCGAAAUGGUUGACAAGGCGACCGAUGUGUUGAGCAAAAGCGAGAAAGGCUUUUUCCUGUUUGUCGAGGGUGGUCGGAUAGAUCACGGUCAUCACGACAACUGGGCUAAGCUGGCGAUUGACGAAACGUUGGAAUUUUCGAAGGCAGUCGAUCUUGCUCGCAAGAAAUUUAACGAAGAAGAUACUCUGAUCGUGGUCACGUCCGAUCAUUCGCAUAGCGUCAGCUAUUCGGGUUACGCGCGUCGUUCCAACGAUAUCUUCGGAACAGCUGGAACCGGUGACGAUAAACUUCCGUACAUGACGAUCAGCUACGCAAACGGACCCGGAUUCGAGGAUCAUAUUGACAGGGAGAAGAAGCGCCGGAAAGAUGUUCGCGAGAUGGAUACCUCUCCGGACAACUUGCGGUUUCCAACGACCCUCCCGCUCAAGUCGGAGACCCAUGGCGGAGAGGACGUAGCGGUGUACGCAUCUGGACCUUGGGCGCACCUCUUCACGGGAACAUACGAGCAGAAUGCCAUUCCUCACAUAAUGGCCUACGCGGCAUGCAUCGGCGAUGGGCUGAGGGCCUGUGAGGUGUAAUAGCUCGGGGUCAACUGUGUUAGGCUUUGCAUUUUAAUCUCUUUAAAUUAAACUUAUCGCGGUGUUAUUUAUCAAGAGAUGGCACUGAAUAGUCUCGUGAUAGCGUGACAGAUUUACGGGAGGUAUAAGGCAAUCGAUUAUUUAGUUCUAUAGAUAGCAGAGCUAAUUAAGUGAUCUACAUGACUGAUAACAAUUUGAUUUGUUGCUUCGAACUGUAAACAAGUUAUACAUCGGACCUACGCAAAUACAGAUUGGCUGCACUCAAGACUCAAAUUGAUUAGACCUUCCGGUCUGCAAUGAACGUGAUGUUUGUCAAUGAUUAUAAGAUGUUUUGAUAAUGCAAUCUAUUGAGAGUGGGGACACGUGUUUCAACUUGUUCUGUAUUUAUUUACAACCCAAUUGAUUUGAAACACUUAGAAGCUGUUGAUUUACAGAUAAUUUGACUAAUUAAGCUCAAAUAAUCGUACGGAUCGUACGAGUGAAAUAUCUCUUAAAAGAAUGUAAAAAAUAUUAUAGGAGGAGAUGUCCAAGGCACGACUGCUUUGGUUACGUAGGACUACGAAAUUAUUUUGACCAAUUCGUUUGAUUAUAACUUCCGAUAUCAUUUUAGAACGUGAAAAUAUAUAAAUAACUCUUUAAUAUAAAGUUUGGGUGGCCCUAAAAAGUUGACGAUAGUUGACGUGGUUUUGUUGAAGCAGUUGGAGAAGGUUGAUUGGAGAUUCAUUCUUGGCCUCGCGAGAACAAUACAAAAGCGUGCCAUAUGCUACAAUUUGUUUCCUUAUGUCAAUGCACGUAUUGCGCUGGGUAUUCAUCGCGACCCAUACUUCGGCGGUCUUUUUCACGCUUGACGUACGUUCGGUCACAGGCGAAUAUAGUUUGUUCCACCGGCACUAUUCUUUCACAUUUCCCAACCACCUGAAUCUACCUUUGGCAACAUAAUUGAACAGAACUGCAUCACCGAGUGGGUGUUAGAUCGAUAGCACGAGAGUGCAGGCUCUGAUUGGGUGGUACCUGUAAGUCCACAGCGGAAACUCUUUUGGUGAAAUAGUUCUGAAAAGAACUGAUAAAUUAGCUCCUUCAGCGUAGUAAACGUGGAAUAAAACAUGAUGCGACAGUAGCGAAUCAUAAGCACAAGCUAUGUACUUUCGUUCAGGUUGGACGGGAAAGUUGAAACUUGUUUGCUACUGCUACCGACGUUGUUGCCGCUUUGCUACCGCUCCUAUUGCUGAUGUUGGGCAUAAUCGACGUCUUUUGGUGUUAACUGGCUCGCGGUUAGGAAAUGACUGAUCGCUUCGCUACAG